AUGAGUCAGGGUGACCCCUGGGAUACCAAAAGCGUCCUCUCGGCUACUGCAGCCCUUCGAAACAUGAGUCAGGGUGACCCCUGGGAUACCAAAAUCGUCCUCUCUGCUACUGCAGCCCUUCAAAACAUGAGUCAGGGUGACCCCUGGGAUACCAAAAGCGUCCUCUCUGCUACUGCAGCCCUUCGAAACAUGAGUCAGGGUGACCCCUGGGAUACCAAAAGCGUCCUCUCUGCUACUGCAGCCCUUCGAAACAUGAGUCAUCAGGGUGACCCCUGGGAUACCAAAAGCGUCCUCUCUGCUACUGCAGCCCUUCGAAACAUGAGUCAGGGUGACCCCUGGGAUACCAAAAGCGUCCUCUCUGCUACUGCAGCCCUUCGAAACAUGAGUCAGGGUGACCCCUGGGAUACCAAAAGCGUCCUCUCUGCUACUGCAGCCCUUCGAAACAUGAGUCAGGGUGACCCCUGGGAUACCAAAAGCGUCCUCUCUGCUACUGCAGCCCUUCGAAACAUGAGUCAGGGUGACCCCUGGGAUACCAAAAGCGUCCUCUCUGCUACUGCAGCCCUUCGAAACAUGAGUCAUCAGGGUGACCCCUGGGAUACCAAAAGCGUCCUCUCUGCUACUGCAGCCCUUCGAAACAUGAGUCAGGGUGACCCCUGGGAUACCAAAAGCGUCCUCUCUGCUACUGCAGCCCUUCGAAACAUGAGUCAGGGUGACCCCUGGGAUACCAAAAGCGUCCUCUCUGCUACUGCAGCCCUUCGAAACAUGAGUCAGGGUGACCCCUGGGAUACCAAAAGCGUCCUCUCUGCUACUGCAGCCCUUCGAAACAUGAGUCAGGGUGACCCCUGGGAUACCAAAAGCGUCCUCUCUGCUACUGCAGCCCUUCGAAACAUGAGUCAUCAGGGUGACCCCUGGGAUACCAAAAGCGUCCUCUCUGCUACUGCAGCCCUUCGAAACAUGAGUCAGGGUGACCCCUGGGAUACCAAAAGCGUCCUCUCGGCUACUGCAGCCCUUCGAAACAUGAGUCAGGGUGACCCCUGGGAUACCAAAAUCGUCCUCUCUGCUACUGCAGCCCUUCAAAACAUGAGUCAGGGUGACCCCUGGGAUACCAAAAGCGUCCUCUCUGCUACUGCAGCCCUUCGAAACAUGAGUCAUCAGGGUGACCCCUGGGAUACCAAAAGCGUCCUCUCUGCUACUGCAGCCCUUCGAAACAUGAGUCAGGGUGACCCCUGGGAUACCAAAAGCGUCCUCUCGGCUACUGCAGCCCUUCGAAACAUGAGUCAGGGUGACCCCUGGGAUACCAAAAUCGUCCUCUCUGCUACUGCAGCCCUUCAAAACAUGAGUCAGGGUGACCCCUGGGAUACCAAAAGCGUCCUCUCUGCUACUGCAGCCCUUCGAAACAUGAGUCAGGGUGACCCCUGGGAUACCAAAAGCGUCCUCUCUGCUACUGCAGCCCUUCGAAACAUGAGUCAUCAGGGUGACCCCUGGGAUACCAAAAGCGUCCUCUCUGCUACUGCAGCCCUUCGAAACAUGAGUCAGGGUGACCCCUGGGAUACCAAAAGCGUCCUCUCGGCUACUGCAGCCCUUCGAAACAUGAGUCAGGGUGACCCCUGGGAUACCAAAAGCGUCCUCUCUGCUACUGCAGCCCUUCGAAACAUGAGUCAGGGUGACCCCUGGGUUACCAAAAGCGUCCUCUCUGCUACUGCAGCCCUUCGAAACAUGAGUCAGGGUGACCCCUGGGAUACCAAAAGCGUCCUCUCUGCUACUGCAGCCCUUCGAAACAUGAGUCAGGGUGACCCCUGGGAUACCAAAAGCGUCCUCUCUGCUACUGCAGCCCUUCGAAACAUGAGUCAGGGUGACCCCUGGGAUACCAAAAGCGUCCUCUCUGCUACUGCAGCCCUUCGAAACAUGAGUCAUCAGGGUGACCCCUGGGAUACCAAAAGCGUCCUCUCUGCUACUGCAGCCCUUCGAAACAUGAGUCAGGGUGACCCCUGGGAUACCAAAAGCGUCCUCUCGGCUACUGCAGCCCUUCGAAACAUGAGUCAGGGUGACCCCUGGGAUACCAAAAUCGUCCUCUCUGCUACUGCAGCCCUUCAAAACAUGAGUCAGGGUGACCCCUGGGAUACCAAAAGCGUCCUCUCUGCUACUGCAGCCCUUCGAAACAUGAGUCAUCAGGGUGACCCCUGGGAUACCAAAAGCUUCCUCUCUGCUACUGCAGCCCUUCGAAACAUGAGUCAGGGUGACCCCUGGGAUACCAAAAGCGUCCUCUCGGCUACUGCAGCCCUUCGAAACAUGAGUCAGGGUGACCCCUGGGAUACCAAAAUCGUCCUCUCUGCUACUGCAGCCCUUCAAAACAUGAGUCAGGGUGACCCCUGGGAUACCAAAAGCGUCCUCUCUGCUACUGCAGCCCUUCGAAACAUGAGUCAGGGUGACCCCUGGGAUACCAAAAGCGUCCUCUCUGCUACUGCAGCCCUUCGAAACAUGAGUCAUCAGGGUGACCCCUGGGAUACCAAAAGCGUCCUCUCUGCUACUGCAGCCCUUCGAAACAUGAGUCAGGGUGACCCCUGGGAUACCAAAAGCGUCCUCUCGGCUACUGCAGCCCUUCGAAACAUGAGUCAGGGUGACCCCUGGGAUACCAAAAGCGUCCUCUCUGCUACUGCAGCCCUUCGAAACAUGAGUCAGGGUGACCCCUGGGUUACCAAAAGCGUCCUCUCUGGUACUGCAGCCCUUCGAAACAUGAGUCAGGGUGACCCCUGGGAUACCAAAAGCGUCCUCUCUGCUACUGCAGCCCUUCGAAACAUGAGUCAGGGUGACCCCUGGGAUACCAAAAGCGUCCUCUCUGCUACUGCAGCCCUUCGAAACAUGAGUCAGGGUGACCCCUGGGAUACCAAAAGCGUCCUCUCUGCUACUGCAGCCCUUCGAAACAUGAGUCAUCAGGGUGACCCCUGGGAUACCAAAAGCGUCCUCUCUGCUACUGCAGCCCUUCGAAACAUGAGUCAGGGUGACCCCUGGGAUACCAAAAGCGUCCUCUCGGCUACUGCAGCCCUUCGAAACAUGAGUCAGGGUGACCCCUGGGAUACCAAAAUCGUCCUCUCUGCUACUGCAGCCCUUCAAAACAUGAGUCAGGGUGACCCCUGGGAUACCAAAAGCGUCCUCUCUGCUACUGCAGCCCUUCGAAACAUGAGUCAGGGUGACCCCUGGGAUACCAAAAGCGUCCUCUCUGCUACUGCAGCCCUUCGAAACAUGAGUCAUCAGGGUGACCCCUGGGAUACCAAAAGCGUCCUCUCUGCUACUGCAGCCCUUCGAAACAUGAGUCAGGGUGACCCCUGGGAUACCAAAAGCGUCCUCUCUGCUACUGCAGCCCUUCGAAACAUGAGUCAGGGAGACCCCUGGGAUACCAAAAGCGUCCUCUCUGCUACUGCAGCCCUUCGAAACAUGAGUCAUCAGGGUGACCCCUGGGAUACCAAAAGCGUCCUCUCUGCUACUGCAGCCCUUCGAAACAUGAGUCAGGGUGACCCCUGGGAUACCAAAAGCGUCCUCUCUGCUACUGCAGCCCUUCGAAACAUGAGUCAGGGUGACCCCUGGGAUACCAAAAGCGUCCUCUCUGCUACUGCAGCCCUUCGAAACAUGAGUCAGGGUGACCCCUGGGAUACCAAAAGCGUCCUCUCUGCUACUGCAGCCCUUCGAAACAUGAGUCAGGGUGACCCCUGGGAUACCAAAAGCGUCCUCUCUGCUACUGCAGCCCUUCGAAACAUGAGUCAGGGUGACCCCUGGGAUACCAAAAGCGUCCUCUCUGCUACUGCAGCCCUUCGAAACAUGAGUCAGUCAGGGUGA
Molecule: messenger RNA, 3831 nt
Organism: Closterium sp. NIES-65
Lineage: Eukaryota; Viridiplantae; Streptophyta; Zygnematophyceae; Desmidiales; Closteriaceae
Source: the annotation of a GenBank genome assembly